AGGAUGGCGCUUUGUGCAGAGAAGUGCACGAGGUAAGUACCUAGUAACCCCUGAAGCUUUUUUGUACUUAGGUAAUCCUUCAAGUUUCAUAAACUCUUUCAUCUCAUCAUCUUUUUUCCUCCGUGUGUUGCAACCAAAUUGAUUAUUUUCCGUUCGUCAUCGAAAGUCUUGACAUAUCUGACGAGGAGUAUCAUUGUCGCGGUCGCGCUUACACUUGGCGAAAAUGCGGCUAGAUACAUCGAUUUUGCGGUACCUGACAAAGGACGACUUCCGUGUCCUUACCGCAAUAGAAAUGGGUCAGAAGAAUCACGAAUUCGUGCCGACGCAGCUCAUUGAGACGAUCUCAAACUUGAGGAGAGGAGGUAAACUUUGAUUUGCUGAUCAAUGCCGAGGACUAAAUCACUCAGAUACAGAAGAAACAUGAAAAAAAUGAAACCUCAACGUCAGAGUGCAGAGUGCUAUCACAUCACAGCUUUUCUAAUCUUAAUCCAUUUUACCUUCCACCAGGUUGUCGCAAGGUGCUUUCUUUGUUGUUAAAGCACAAGCUGGUUGUGCACGACGGCAAGAAGUACGAUGGUUACAAGCUGACUUACAAUGGCUAUGAUUUUCUCGCGUUGAAGGCAUUCAUGUCUCGUGGCCAUAUCGAGGAUGUGCGCAUGACGCGAAUCGGAGUCGGAAAAGAAGCCGAUGUGCACAUUUGCUAUGACAAGGAUGGCAAUAAACUUGCUUUAAAGUUACACCGCCUAGGCCGUGUGUCGUUUCGUAGUAUCAAGAACAAUCGCGACUAUCUUCAGCACCGAAAGCACGCAAGCUGGAUGUACCUUUCACGCUUAGCAGCAACCAAAGAAUACGCCUACGCAAAAGCGCUCAGCGACGCAGGCUUCCGCGUUCCACGUGCAAUCGACCACAACCGACACGCGAUUUUGAUGGAAUUUAUUGAUGCCUUUCCGCUCUAUCACAUGCGCACGUUGGGCAGGCCAGAGAGGGUACUAUUCCUCAUGUUCCAUUUUUUGCAAUAACGUUUCCGCACUUUAGAUCAUUUGCUUCUAGGGUGGUGAUGCUCUGUCGGAGAUCGAAUUGAAAUGAAUUUUUCCCAUGACGUGCACGCAUGCUCAUGUUCUUUCCCCCUUCCCCCCAUUCAGGUCAUGGCUUCGCUGUUCCGACUAUUGCUGAGGUUGGCACGCAGCGGUCUCAUCCACGGCGAUUUCAACGAAUUUAACUUGAUGAUAAAUACUGACGAGAAGAUUACAUUGAUCGAUUUUCCUCAAAUCGUCACGAUGGAACACGAAAACGCCGAAUUUUACUUCGAAAGAGACGUCGGCUGUGUGCUCCGUUUCUUCCGCAAGCGGUUUGGUCUGGAGUGUGAAGAAUUUCCGACCUACGAAGAAGCCCGCGAGGCGUAUGAAAGCGUAAAAGCUGCGACGAAUCAAGAUAACGAGGUAUGCGAUGAGGAUGAAGACCACGCCUUUUUUAGAAACGACCGUCUACUUCCACCCUCAUCAGCAGGCGGACAGACGUCCUCUAGAAGCAAUAAGCCCACUGCCGUGAUUCAGCUGGGUGCCGGGGCUCUCCUUGAGAGUGAAGAUAUGCUUCUGCUCGACACAAUCAAGGAAGAGGCGGAGCAUGAAGUGGAAGAAGAAGAAGACGAUGAAGGAAGCGGUGGCGAAGAAGAGGAAGAUGAUGAUGAAGAAGAAUGUAGUGACGAGAGCGACGCUGAAUGUGGUGACCAUGAUGGGGAGGAGGAAGAGGCUGAUCAUGCAGCAGUGCCUGAAGGCGGUUGUAGAAUCGAUCAUUUGUGUGAGGGUUUCACAGCGCAGAUGACAGUGUCUUCAGCAAAGGACACACCAUCGAGCUCCUCAUCAUCUUCACCUGCUGAAGCCUUCUCAGUCGGAGGGAACCCGAACCACCAACUGAAAAUCGGGAAGAUGGGAAAUAGGUGUAGCAAGGAAGCUGAAAGAAGUACUGCAACUGAUGUAAACAGCGACGAGUCUAGCGACGAUUCUAGCGACGAAGAGGCACCCGAAGGCGGCGGCGGUGCACAGAAGAUAGAAGAUCAAAUUCACGUGCUGCAAAGACGGAAGAUUCAGAGGAAAAUUCUGACUGCCGAUGAGAUCCGGAAUAAGCUCAAGCAGAAGGAAAAGCAGCAGAAGUUUAAGAAUUGCAACAAAAAUAAAAUGCAGAUGAGAAUGAAGGAUGAUGCAAAAGCAGCCUGUCGAGGCGACGGUGGCGGUUGGUAGCCGAACUCUUUUCCUUUUUCCUCGUUGAUACUCUCCCGACUACCUACUUAACUUAAACUUUUUUAUCACCGACGCGUGUCAUAUUGUAUUUCCUGAAAUAAAAAGAACCACCAUCAAUAAUUUGUUGCAGC
Molecule: messenger RNA, 2368 nt
Organism: Amoebophrya sp. A25
Lineage: Eukaryota; Dinophyceae; Syndiniales; Amoebophryaceae
Source: the annotation of a GenBank genome assembly